UAACUGAAAUGUAUAAAACUAAAGGUUUAUUUAAUAAGAAUAAGUAAACAGUGUGUAAAUAUGUGUUCUACAACAAUAAUGUAAACAAACUGAGUAAACUUUAUCUGACUGGAUCACAUAAGAGGAAAGUGGGCGUUUUCCAGCAUAUUGUCUACGGGUUCGCCCACACUGCCCCCACACACUUGGCACUGCCAUGCGGACAACACGUCACACGCAUUCCGCUUGACUGACAAACGGCGACAAGUGUGCUUAAUAAGGUAGAACAUGUGAAUGGGUGUGUGGGAAUGUAAGGUCUGUGGAAAAUCAGUCCCAAGUAGGUCUUGGAGAGUUCGUGAAAGGCACAGUCCAGACAGUCAUUGCUGAUAAUUUAGGAGCCCACGGGAUUGCAGGCUUCAUCGAAAGCUUCUCUGGUGUGUACUUCUGCAGGUUUUGUACAGGUGAGAAAACAGACAUUCAGGACAAGGCUGUUCAGUCAGGACAUUUUAACUUACGAACAAAAGAUGUACACGAAACACACAUUAAGUUUGCAAGGGAGAACUCAACAAUCUAUUGUGGAGUAAAAAGAGAGUGUGUUUUUACUAAGAAUUUAUCUCAUUUUGAUGUUACCCGAGGCUACCCUCCUGAUAUAGUCCAUGACUUAUUUGAGGGUGUUGUUCCUGUUGAAAUUGCCCUCUGCAUCAGUGAAAUAAUUUCCAAAAAAUAUUUGUCUCUUGACACGCUAAACAACUUAAUCCUGAACUUUCCAUAUAAGUGGGGAGACAGAACUAAUAAACCUCAUAUUAUACCACGCACUUACGCCUCUAGAAGGACCAUUGGGGGUAACGCCCAUGAAAAUUGGAAUCUUUUGAGGUUGCUUCCGUUUAUAAUAGGAGACCUGAUACCAGAGGCAGAGCCUGCUUGGCUUGUGUUGCUUGACUUAAAAGAAAUAGUUGAACUUGCUGUUGCCCCUCUUCAUAAUAAAGAAACCAUCGCCUACUUGGACUGCAAAAUCACAGAACACAGAGACAGGUUCUUGGAACUUUUUCCUGCACGACUCUUACCAAAACAUCACUUCCUCGAACAUUACCCUCAAUUAAUUGAAUGUUUUGGGCCUUUGGUAGGGCAGUGGACUAUGAGGUUCGAGGCGAAGCAUAGCUUCUUUAAGAAAGUUGCUCGUCACACAAAUUGUUUCAAGAAUAUUCCACUGACAUUAGCAACUAAACAUCAGCAAAUGAUUGCAUAUCAUAUCAGUGCAUUACAUCUUAAACCUGCUUUGGAAGUUGAAAAUGUUUCUGUGCUUCCUGUAGAUGUAAUGAACAAGGAAGUAGUGGGCAGUCUUAGGCAGAAAAACCCUGAGAUCAAUGAUGUACAUCUUGCCAAAAAUGCAACCAUUAAAGGCAUCUCCUACAAAAUUGGUAUGCUUAUUCCAUAUGGUUCCACAGGUGGCUUACCUGGCUUUGCAGAGAUCCUUCAAAUCUGCAUUGUUGAAAGAAGUUUGAGCUUUGUUGUAAGGGUAUUGUUUGCAUGGUAUCGUGAGCAUUUCAGAGCUUAUGAACUAACGAUAUCUCCUAAUAGAGAGGUUGCCCUAGUUCAUCUUGAAAACCUGGCCGAUGCUUAUCCACUCUGUGACUACACUGUGGGUGUGAAACGAAUGGUUACCUUGAAAAGGCACAUUAUUGUUUAAGAAUCCAUAAAGUGAAAGAUGUCAAAUCCAGUUCACCUGAGAGUCGUCCUCGGCGGAGAUGACGCUAGAAAACUUAGCCUGAUGUCAGGGAUACCAGCAUCUGUGGAUCAACUUGUCCAUGAGAUAAAGACUGCUUUCGGACUUGUGCAGCAGUUCAGACUGCAGUAUAAAGAUGCAGAUUUUGGAAAUGAAUAUGUUAAUCUCAUUUCAACAAGUGAAAUAAGAGACAGGGAUACUGUGAAAGUGGUAUUUUUUGCAUGUGAAGAAACUAUCUUCAGCAUUCCAGGUACUCUACCACCUUGCAGCACCAGCACCCCACUGACUUCUCCCAACAUAUCCCAAAGCUCUGUGAACUCCUUCAGCUCUCGAUCCUUGGACGAGGAUGGAUUUUCCUCUGAUCACUCAUUUGGCAGUGCAGACACCAUCAUUUUAGAUCCAUCUCCAGAGUCAAGAACCUCUUCAUGGCCUCCAGUCUUCAUUGUUCCCAACUUUUCAUAUUUUGCUGACAUUCUACUUCAGAGAGCAAAUGCAGAAUUCAGAGAAAACGGCACUCUUCUUACCCCUCCCCCAAAGCUAAGAAUGGAUAUUCUUGAAGGCAUGGCUGAACAGAUCUUCAAAUACACAGCAUACCCCAGUGACUCCCAACUUGAAGAGGCUGCUGAGGUCUUGGUGCAUGUCCAUCCAUGUUUGAGGGAAAGAGGAACUCGAGCUGGCCAUGAAGGAUGGAAACAGUAUCUAAAGACAAAAGUUGCCAAUUUCCGCACAAAACUGUGCAAGAUUGGUUACCCAGAAGUCAGUGUAAACUCUCUUAAGAACAAGCGCAAAGGUCAAGAAAAAGCAGCUGCAAACAUCAAAAAACCAAGAAAAGCUGAAGUUAACUUUCUCCCAUCUCUCCCUUGCGGUGAAACGAGAGAGAGUCUUGAAAAUGAAAGAGUAGCUCUCUUGACAGAGGUGAAAAAGAGACACAAUGAAGCUGUGGUCAAGCAGAAAAUGCAGAAGACCUUCUCCUACAGACGUCAAGAGGUUGUCCAGGACUCGCCUUUAGUCUCUGACUUUGUGAACAGAUGGCCUGGCUUGUUCACAGUCAGUGAGAUAAAUGCAGAAUUCAUGCGUAUAACAACUUUGCCACUUCAAGCCAAGUUUUUGGGAGAAGUAGACAAAUACACACCUAACUUGAUGAAGGUCUUCAGCAGUAGAGGAGGAGCUGCUGGAAAGAAGAUCAGGCUUCUCAUGGCUCCGACAACUAAGAGUGAGGAUAUCGAAGUCAAGAGGGACUGUGUACUUCAAGGUCUUUGUGCUUAUCUUAAUGAGGACAGCAACACUCUUAUCAAGAAGUACUUGAACGUCAACAUUGCGGAAGCUGAGAGAGAAAUCGCACAGACCACCAUGGGGCUGUAUGUGAUCCAAAAAGAGGGUGCUGAUGAGGAGGGAAAGCCAGAGGAUGUUGGAGUAGUGAUUGAGGGCGUGGAACUUCUGUGCAAUCUGGGAAGUGUUUCCUUUGGGUGUGCCAUGCUUUUUGGGCUUAUCUACACACUCAACCUGAGCUAUCCCCAGGAACUCAAAUUCACAUUUGAGUUCUUUCAGAAAGUGUUGAUGAACUUGGAUGGUAACAGACUGUCCCCAAAGGUCCAAGCACUUAAAAUAAAGAUGCUUCAGUGAGCUCAGAAGUUAAGGGGCUGGACAAUUGAGCCCAGCCACAUUUAGUGUGUUGGACGUUGCCAUUGUGAUCUUCUUCACUUUGUUUGAAAUUGUUGAUUGUGCUGUGAAAUGUGUUGAAUGUGCUGUUUGAAGGGAUGGGGCAUUUGUUUAGAUGAACCUGCUUCUGGACACUUUUCAUUGAUAUUACUUAGUUUCAGUUAUUAUUUUGUUCCAGUUGAAGAGGAAUACAGCAUUCAUAUGCACAGCUUUCAUUACUGUAACUGACUAAAUGUUAUUUGUUCAUUAGUAAGGGAAACAACUUGCAUUUUUCUGAAAAUUGUGUUCAAUAAUUACCAAUAUUGAUGUGAGGUGCAGACCUUGUAGAUUCUUAUGUGGAGUUCUCUUCUCCUUUAAUCCUCUUAUUAGUUUCUGCCUCUGAACAUCCCUGGGGGUCAGGUGGACAGUCACCUGUGGAUGUGUACAGUUUUUGAUUGCCUUUCUUGUGAAACAAGUGCCAGUUUGCUGAGCUUGCUUGGCCCUCAUGUGGUGAGGCUAAAAUGAGUGUCCUUGAAUAAGGACUUAAGUCUUCAUUUUCAUUUAUGUAUUUGUUUAGUUUUUUUGGUUGAAUCUGCGGUGUAAUGCAGUAUAAUAUUAUGCUAUGUGGCCAUUUUAUUAGGUACAUGUGUACACUCUAAUGCAGUCCAUUUCAUGUUGAUGCAAAACAUAUUUGCAUAAUCCAUGUGGUGCAGACAUGUUUAAAGUUGCUGUAAUUUUGAAAAUUGCCGAUAAAGUUGUCGGAGAAAU
Messenger RNA from Solea solea (common sole), 4105 nucleotides. RefSeq lists its product as uncharacterized. The record is from RefSeq and is a predicted model, not a curated record. NCBI's taxonomy places the organism in Eukaryota, Metazoa, Chordata, Actinopteri, Pleuronectiformes, Soleidae. The transcript has 7 exons. Bases 1682 to 3322 code for a protein of 546 amino acids.